Molecule: messenger RNA, 3825 nt
Organism: Prosopis cineraria
Lineage: Eukaryota; Viridiplantae; Streptophyta; Magnoliopsida; Fabales; Fabaceae
Product: lysine-specific demethylase JMJ26-like
Exons: 15
Coding region: 626-3586 (986 amino acids)
Biological process (GO): regulation of transcription by RNA polymerase II
Cellular component (GO): chromatin; histone deacetylase complex
Molecular function (GO): histone H3K9 demethylase activity; chromatin DNA binding; transcription coregulator activity
Source: RefSeq, a predicted model, not a curated record
AUGCAUGCGGGAGCAGAGGCGGUGGCAUGAAGUUUGAGAAGGAUGACGCACGUGGAGCUACGAAGAGAGAAUGGAGCAGCUGCAGGCUGCAGCUAUCUAGUGGCUUUAAUGGAGACUUGCUUCUUGGAUCACGUCCUGUUGUUCAUCACGCCGUGGCUUUCCCUUUUGUUACCCUAAAGAUUGAAAAAAGGGAUUCAAUCAUUCCUUACUACCUGUUGGACCCAAAAAAAAAAAAAAAAGCAUUCCUUUCCAUGAUUCUCUCUCCCCCGAUCAUUCUCUGUGAAAGAUACUAUUAUAUUAUUUAACACCAGGGCUAUUCAGACAUCAAAUGUAAGAAAAACGGUAGUGACCAAAGCCCCCAAUCGAAACUCUAAUUAAUCCAUUCGUACCAUCUGUCCUGAAAUUUCCAAUGAACCAUUUCUUUAUUUGUUUCCUUGGCGCCAGAUUUGAAAACCCCCCAUUAUCACCCAUGGUUUUCCUUUUCUGUUGUCAGUUUUUCCCCUUUAUAUAAACGUCGCAACUCCCUAAAGCUCAAUGUACUUUCCAGUUUCUGCUCAAUCACACCCUCGUUUGCUGCGUUGGGUUUUGUGAAUUGAUUCUUUGUGACAUUGAAACCUAAGUUUCCAUGGCUCACGGAAGCAAGCGGCUGGAGAAGGAUGACGCACCUCCACUGCCGCAGUUUCACCAGUCUGAGAAGCAAGACGGUGAUGAAGAAGAGGGCAUGGGACAGGAAGAACGUUCCGGGAAUCUGCCUUCGGCGGAAGGCGGUAGUGGACUCGAGAGAGGGGAAAAACCAGAAAGAUUCGAUCUUGACACCGAACAAGCGAAAAUAGAGUCAUUAACGGAAGUCACCGAAGCUGUCAAGAAAAGCCGCGGCAGAAAACGUAAGUCAGAGACGGAGGCCUCAGGAAACGAGAUUUUGGCGGAUGUGGCGAGGCGUAGUGCUAGACUAACGCAGAAAUCGUACUGUUAUGUUUUCUUUGACGAGGAAGAUGAAACUAAAAAAGGGCGACGUGUGAGAAGUCGUAAGAAGACGAAAGUUGCGGCAAAUGAAACAUCAAUGAUUGAAGAAGGUGUAGGAGUCGAGGACAAUGGUGAUUUAGGCGGAGAGAAGUUAGGACAUUUGGAGCAGGGUGAUCCUGGGGGUUCUGCGAAGGGUUGUGCUCUCGAAGGAGGAGAAAGUGGACACAAGAAAAUUUCAAAGCGUGGGAAGGCGGUUCAUAAUGCGAAGGCGGAAAAUAAAGUAUUGGAGGCUGAGGCUCAUGGUCCAAUGAAGAUGGCUAGAUAUUCCUCAGAAAGCAGUUCAUAUAAAGGCUAUAGUUUGAGGGCUUCUAAAUCUGAAGUUAAUAAGCAGGAGACAACCAAAGUAAACAGGCACGAUCCUGAAUGGAUUGAAAAGGAGUGCUUAAUGUGCCAUCAGUGUCAGAGAAAUGAUAAGGGGGAGGUUGUUAGGUGUACAAAAUGUAAGCGGAAGAGAUUUUGCAUCCCGUGUUUAAAGAGCUGGUAUCCUCAAUUGAGAGAGGAAGAUAUUGCCGAGGAGUGUCCUGUGUGUCGUGGAAACUGCAAUUGCAAAGCAUGUCUGAGCUCUGAUAAAUUAAUCACAGCAAUUAAGGAUGCAAAAAUCGAUGAAAAUGUGGAAGUUGAAUUCUUUAAGUAUUUGCUACCCAUGCUUCUUCCAUAUCUAAGGCAGCUAGAUGAAGAACAAAUGAUCGAGAAGGAGACUGAAGCCAAGCGACAAGGCGUCACACUUUCAGAGCUCCGGGUAGGAAGGACAGAUUGUGCAGAUAAUGAGCGUGUUUACUGUGACAAUUGUAAAACUUCAAUUUUUGAUUGUCACCGAAGCUGUAAAGAAUGUUCUUUAGACCUCUGUCUGGUCUGUUGCCGUGAGAUUCGUCAGGGGAAAUUGGUUGGAGGUGCAGAGCCAGUUGAGUUUGAGUUUAUCAGCCGGGGCCUGCACUAUAUGCAUGGUGAUACUGAAAAGGGGUCAACAAUAACUAAAUUAAAUGUUGAGACAAAGACUGAGGAUCGUGAUUGGUCAAGAUCUGGCUUGAAGGUUACAAGUGAUGGUAGCAUCCCUUGUCCAAGGGUUCAUGGUGGUUGUGGUUGUAGUUAUCUUGAACUUCGAUGUAUAUUUGCUGAUAACUGGAUUCCUGAACUUGUAAAGAAAGCUGAAAAUAUGGCCAAAGUGUAUAAGCUUGAUGAUGCAACACGGACAAGUAACCUGUGGUGUUCAUGUUUCAACCUAAAUGGUAACAACAAUGUUGGAAAUGAGAAUAGGAGGAAGGCUGCUUCUCGUGAAGAUCCCAAUGUUACUGACAAUUAUAUAUACUGUCCAAGGGCUGUAGAUCUAGUACCUUUGGAUCUGAAGCAUUUUCAGUGGCACUGGAGUAAAGGAGAGCCAGUGAUUGUCAGCAAUGUGCUUGAAUGUACAUCUGGUUUAAGCUGGGAACCACUUGUCAUGUGGCGUGCAUUCCGUAAGAUAACUAAUGCCAAGCAUGAUCAACAUUUGGAAGUAAAGGUCCUUGAUUGCUUGGACUGGUGUGAGGUUGUGGGAAGGAACAACUCUGCGUCAUUGGUUCCCAAUGGAGACAUCAAUAUACACCAAUUCUUUACAGGGUACUCAGAAGGUCGAAAAGAUUUUGCUAUGGGGCCUCAGUUAUUGAAAUUGAAAGAUUGGCCUCCUUCUAAUUUGUUUGAGGAACGACUACCACGACAUUGUGCGGAGUUCAUUUCUUCCUUACCAUACAAGGAAUAUACAAAUCCUCAUAAGGGUGUUCUAAACCUUGCUUCAAUGUUGCCAGAAGGAUACAUAAAGCCGGAUAUUGGUCCCAAGACAUAUAUAGCUUAUGGAAUUCCCAUGGAGCUUGGGCGGGGCGAUUCAGUGACAAAGCUUCAUUGUGAUAUGUCUGAUGCAGUGAAUGUUUUGACUCAUACUUUUGAGACGCCCCUUGAUGCUGACCUCCUAGCAACAAUAGAGGAUUUAAAAGAAAAGCACCUUAAACAUGACAGAGAGGAGCUAUAUGGCGAUGGUCAGGAAGUAGAAGCUAAUGUUGAAAAUGGAAAAGCUACAGAUUUUGAAAAUAAGUUGAUUGGAUAUGAUUCUGUGGAGGGAGGUGCUCUCUGGGAUGUUUUUAGGAGACAGGAUGUCCCUAAACUGCAGGAAUACCUUAAGAAGCACUUCAGAGAAUUCAGGCAUGUCAACUGCAUUCCAUUGCAGCAGGUUGUUCAUUCUAUCCAUGACCAGACCUUUUAUUUGACUAUGGAUCAUAAGAGGAAGCUGAAGGAGGAAUAUGGAAUUGAACCAUGGACAUUUGUUCAGAAACUGGGAGAUGCAGUUUUCAUUCCUGCCGGUUGUCCUCACCAAGUCAGAAAUCUUAAGUCAUGUAUCAAGGUUGCUCUCGAUUUUGUAUCACCUGAAAGUAUACAUGAGUGUAUUCGUUUAACCCAGGAAUUUCGCACACUUCCCAUAAAUCACAAGGCUAUUGAGGACAAAUUGGAGGUGAAGAAAAUGAUCAUUCACGCAAUGAGUAAGGUAGUGGGGACAUUGGAGAAAGCAAGGAAGAAAGAAAGCCAAGGCUCAAAGUAAUGAAGAUCUGUUUAAAUUGAAGCCUGUGGAAGUGUGGUUGUCUGCUUCUUUUCGAUAAUACAUAGCCAUCCUUUGUUUUGUUGCAGCAACCAUCAAUGAUGUGUUGUAUAGCGCUAGAAUGCAAAUUCUGUAAAUAAUUCCGUGGAUGAUGAUUAUGACUUGUGUACAAGCAAGGGCGCUUUUUCAAAAUGCACUUUGUCUGAGCACUUUUUUAAAUGAAUUAUUGUUGUUGUUGUUGU